AUGGCGGGCAGUCCGGGCAGCGGGGCCUCCUUGGAGGGUAUAUCCCUGGGCUCUUCUGAGGAAGCCGAUCUCCAGAGGGAAGCCAUGCAGCAAGUCCUGGACAACCUGGGAUCCCUCCCCAAUGCCACGGGGGCCGCGGAGCUGGACCUGAUCUUCCUUCGAGGCAUUAUGGAAAGUCCCAUAGUAAGAUCCCUGGCCAAGGCCCACGAGCGGCUGGAGGAGACCAAGCUGGAGGCCGUGCGGGACAACAACCUGGAGCUGGUGCAGGAGAUCCUUCGGGAUCUGGCGCAGCUGGCAGAGCAGAGCAGCACAGCCGCGGAGCUGGCCCGCAUCCUCCAAGAGCCUCACUUCCAGUCCCUCCUGGAGACACACGACUCUGUGGCCUCGAAGACCUAUGAGACUCCCCCGCCCAGCCCUGGCCUGGACCCCACCUUCAGCAACCAGCCGGUGCCUCCCGACGCGGUCCGCAUGGUGGGCAUCCGCAAGACCGCUGGAGAGCAUCUGGGAGUGACGUUCCGUGUGGAGGGCGGCGAGUUGGUGAUCGCGCGCAUUCUGCACGGCGGCAUGGUGGCUCAGCAAGGCCUGCUGCACGUGGGCGACAUCAUCAAGGAGGUGAACGGGCAGCCAGUGGGCAGCGACCCCCGCGCGCUGCAGGAACUCUUGCGCAGUGCCAGCGGCAGCGUCAUCCUCAAGAUCCUGCCCAGCUACCAGGAGCCCCAUCUGCCCCGCCAGGUAUUUGUGAAAUGCCACUUCGACUAUGACCCUGCAAGAGACAGCCUUAUCCCCUGCAAGGAAGCCGGCCUGCGCUUCAGUGCUGGGGACUUACUGCAGAUUGUAAACCAGGACGAUGCUAACUGGUGGCAGGCAUGCCAUGUCGAAGGGGGCAGCGCUGGGCUCAUCCCCAGCCAGCUGCUGGAGGAGAAGCGGAAAGCCUUUGUCAAACGGGAUCUGGAGCUGACACCCACCUCAGGUCCGGCCCCACCCACGCCUCCCGCUUAGCCUGAUGGGCGCCAUCUCCUGUGUUCAGAGUUUGACCGGCAUGAGCUGCUCAUUUAUGAGGAGGUGGCCCGCAUGCCCCCCUUCCGCCGGAAAACCCUGGUGCUCAUCGGAGCCCAGGGUGUGGGCCGGCGCAGCCUGAAGAACAAACUCAUCAUGUGGGAUCCAGAUCGCUAUGGCACCACCGUGCCCUACACGUCCCGGCGGCCCAAGGACUCCGAACGGGAAGGUCAGGGCUACAGCUUUGUGUCCCGUGGGGAGAUGGAGGCGGACAUCCGCGCUGGGCGCUACCUGGAACAUGGCGAGUACGAGGGCAACCUGUAUGGCACGCGCAUCGACUCCAUCCGGGGCGUGGUCGCCGCCGGCAAAGUGUGCGUGCUGGAUGUCAACCCCCAGGCAGUGAAAGUGCUGAGAACAGCUGAGUUUGUCCCUUAUGUGGUGUUCAUCGAGGCCCCUGACUACGAGACCCUCCGGGCCAUGAACCGGGCUGCAUUGGAGAGUGGGCUGUCCACCAAGCAGCUUACGGAGGCAGACCUGAGGAGGACAGUGGAAGAGAGCAGCCGCAUCCAGAGAGGCUACGGGCACUACUUCGACCUCAGCCUGGUCAACACCAACCUGGAGAGGACCUUUCGUGAGCUCCAGGCUGCCAUGGAGAAGCUGCGGACAGAGCCCCAGUGGGUGCCUGUCAGCUGGGUGUACUGA
Messenger RNA from Puma concolor (puma), 1698 nucleotides. NCBI's taxonomy places the organism in Eukaryota, Metazoa, Chordata, Mammalia, Carnivora, Felidae. The record is from RefSeq and is a predicted model, not a curated record.